Messenger RNA from Microplitis mediator, 504 nucleotides. RefSeq lists its product as uncharacterized. The record is from RefSeq and is a predicted model, not a curated record. Bases 1 to 504 code for a protein of 167 amino acids. The transcript has a single exon. NCBI's taxonomy places the organism in Eukaryota, Metazoa, Arthropoda, Insecta, Hymenoptera, Braconidae.
AUGUUACUUGCUUUAUCAUUUGUUCCUAUUGAUGAUGUUCGAAGUGCAUUCGAUCAACUUGUUGAAACGAAGUAUUACAAAGAUCAUGAAGCCGAGUUGCAUGGAAUUCUUGAUUAUUUUGAGCGCACUUGGAUAGGUGUAUUGUCUAGGAGUGGCAAGUCACGAUUAAAGCCGUACUUUGCAUUAAGGCUAUGGAAUUAUUAUGAAGCUGUUAUCAAUGAUUUGAUUCGGAGUAAUAAUGCUGUUGAGGGAUGGCACAACUCUUUUAAUAAACAGGUCCGUGUUGCUCAUGCCAGUUUCAAUAAGUUUAUUGAUGUAAUUAAAUCAGAGCAGAUAAAAACUGAUGUAUUUAUUACGCAAGCUGACAUUGGAUUAGGCAUUGCUAGUAAACGUAGACGUGAAUAUGUUGAUUUGGAUAAUCGUUUAAAAAAUACUGUAUUAUCAUAUGAUCGUAAUAAAAUAAUUAAAUAUUUACAUGAUAUUGCGACAAUUCUUAUGUUGUAA